AUUGGUUUGACAGGAAGUUGUAGCUGCCAAUGUUUAGCUUGCCGCUUUGUUGAAGAGUCCUGCUGGGUUUCCUGCAGAUUUUAUCAUAAGAGUUGCAAUGGAACCGAGCUGGAGUACGUUUUUAUUCCAACAGGCCAAUGAGGCCCUCCAUCACCAGCACCAAGUAGCCGGAAACAGCCUCUUGCCUUUGCUCAAUUCUGGAACAGAGCCACCUGAUCAAAAACCAGUGCUGCCCAUACCAUUGGAUCAGAAACCACCAGUCAGUGCUGCAGAACUUCUUAAAGACAAUGUGGCCAGCGGGACUGGGGGAGGAGGUGGCGGCGGAGGACCUCCACUCGCUGUGAUCAAAAAGGAACCUAAAUCAAAGACGCCCUUCAUUUGUGGCUACUGCAACAAGGCUUUCCGGGACAGUUACCACUUGCGGCGGCAUGAGUCAUGCCACACUGGCAUUAAGAUGGUUUCGCGACCUAAGAAGACACAAACCGCUCCCACCAUGGUGCCGCUCAUAGCCACGGUACCUCGCGAAAAUAGUGGAAACUCUUCAUACAUCACUACUGUAGCUGGCAUCUUGACCACAGCCACCACAUCGACAGCAACAGGCACAAGCAUUAUGACUCCGAUGCAACAUCAACAGCAACAGAACAUCCCUAAGAAACCAUCCAAACCUGUGAAAAAGAAUCACGGCUGUGAUAUGUGCGGAAAGGCCUUCCGAGAUGUUUAUCACCUCAACCGGCACAAGCUGUCUCACUCUGAUGAGAAGCCAUUUGAGUGUCCCAUCUGCCACCAGAGGUUCAAGAGGAAGGAUCGAAUGACGUAUCAUGCGCGCUCCCAUGAUGGUGGCGUUCACAAGCCUUACAUUUGUUCUGUAUGUGGGAAAGGAUUCUCCAGGCCUGAUCACCUCAGCUGUCAUGUCAAACAUGUCCAUUCCUCAGAGAGGCCUUUCAAGUGCCAAGUAACGGCCUGUACAUCUGCCUUUGCUACCAAAGACCGUCUACGCUCUCACAUGAUCAGACAUGAAGGCAAAGUCACCUGUAACAUCUGUGGCAAAAUGCUAAGUGCAGCCUACAUCACAAGUCACCUCAAGACUCACGGCCAGGCCAGCUUCAGCAACCAUUGUAACAAAGGAAUAAGUGACUGGCAGUGGAACCACUCAGGGCCACGAAAAGGUGAGUUGACGGUAGGAGAGAUUUUAAAUAACUCCUUCCAAGUCCUAAUUGACAACUCUCAUAAAGAUGCCAACAACAUACACAACAACUCCGCCACGACGACACCAGUGACCAACUCGGCAGCCAUCACCUCCGCUAUAAACCGAGGUGGCAAUACCAGCAACCCGGUCACCAUUGCUGCUCAGAUGAACAUCACCACCAGCACCGUCAACAUCACAAACCCAGUCAACCUGGGCCCCGUCAACCUGGCCUCUGUCAAUAUCCCUACCACCGGCCACAUGAAUAUCGCCCACCCUGUGGCGAUUACCACCCCGAUGCCCAUGAAUAUCACCGGCCCACUUAACAUUGCAAUGAGGCCCAUGGAGAGCAUGCCUUUUCUAUCCCAAGUUCUGCCAUCCUCACCACCUUGGUAGAGAGGUUUUUUUUUCAUAGUAACUGUUGAGAAUGUAACUGCCUAAUAAUAAUAUACCAAUGUGUCAAAGAGGGGCAUGCCUUCCUAAAUAGUAUACCGCAUAGAUUAUUACCUGUAAAAGUCAUUGCUUAAAGGUAUCCAUGUUAAAAGUUGAAAAGGCAAUGAUUUCAAUGUCCCAAUAAUGAAUUAAGGCGGCAUUGCUUGGGUGAUAGAGUGGUUCGAUCCUCCAUGCCCUUGUGACGACUGUUGAAGUAGUUUUGAGCACAAUACAAAAUCCCCAGCUGCUCCUGGUGCUGCAUCAUCGGUAGUGAAUGAGGUAAAAGUGCUUUCAGUACCUCCAAAGGUAGAAAAGCGCUAUACAGUGGAACUAUUUAUGCCGACAACCCGUCUUAAGUCGACAGACUCAUCCAAUCCUGGUCCACCGAGUUCUUACUAUUAUUUACACACACAAAAAAGUGCCUGCUUAAAGUGACGUGGUCCUGGAAGCGAAUAAGGCUCAGAGGGGCAACAGGAAAGGAACUGCCACUUACCUUUUAAAGCUUCGCUACAGGACCAACGGUCCUUUCUUCUAAGUCGUUCUUUUCAGCAAACAUAAAGCACCCAUUUAAAUUUAGUCACAAAUGAAGGAACCGUCGGUUCACAAAUGUAUGCCUCUGGCGAAAGUCGCAAGCAAAUGUGCAAGCUAUGCUUAUUUUCGGUUAUGUCGAGGAGAGUCGGCCGAACCGAGGGAUGUCGGUUUAAACGGGUUCCACUGUAUACGUGAAUUCCCAUUUAGCAUUCAUCACAUUGAUGCAAAAUUAUAAAUUUUUUAAAAGUAUUUGCUCUGAAGCUUAGUCCCCCCCUUAUGAAUUUGCUUAAACAAAAUCUCAAAGCUCAUUAGGAUGAAAAGCAUACAUUUUUUGGGGUAUACAUUAAUAGACAUUAAUGUAACACGUGAACAUGUAAUUCUCUAAUCCAGCGGUUCUCAACUGUUUUGGCUGCGGGACCCAUCAUCAUCAUCGUCAUCAUCAUCCCUCAAAUCGUGUACAUUUUUCAACUCAAACUUGUCCAAUGUCUUCUAUUUAAAGGGACUGUUUGCAACGGUUACACGGCUGCCAAGGCACAGAACUCGAGGCGGCGUAGCACGCGAAUAGCACAGACUAGAACGUAAGGUGCAUUCACGGAAAUUACAUUAUUAUUUUUUUUUUUGCCCAGGGAAAGACCCGCAAGCCACCCAUCAGUUGAGAAUUCCUGCUCUAAUCUAUCAAAGGGACAACCUGUUGCAUAUUCAUGAAAUAUUCUGUUCAAUUUCAAAUGGUCAUUUGUCUUUUGGUUCGUUUUUUUAAUUUAAGUGGAAGCAACCAUUUAUGCCAAAGAUUUUACACAAGUAACACAGGUCCCUGUGAAUGAUAUCUUAAAAAAUAGUGCUGACACCUAAAUACAUUGAAAUGAACCGCUGUCUUAAAAGAGGCUUUGCAUUAGAUGCAAUUUUGUUUUUGUUCCCUGUCUUCACCCUCCUACAUCUUUGCAUUUUUCGAUCCCACCAACUCCAAGGUUUCCCAACAGAAUAAGUAAGGUUGCGGAUUUUGAUGUUUUUAUCAGGCAGUUAUCAUUCGGCAUUAUUGGCGGGUACACAUUAAAUGUGUGUCUCUUGUUUGCGCCACCGUUUUUAUGUAUCUGAUGAAAGAUAAGUGCUUGUUAACAGACUCAUUGGAGCUGUGUUAUAUAAGGUACAUCCCUUUUCACAGUUCUUGAGAUUGUAUCUAGCUGUCAGUGUGUUGUGUAAGUGAACAGUUGGGAAGAUUUCCAAGGCGGUGUGUUUGAUGUCAAAAUGUGACACCGUAAUGCACCUAAGACGUUCACCGAGGCGGAUUCCUGGCGUGUGACACAUGCUUCCUGAUAAGAUUUUUUUUACACUAUUUUUAGAAGACUAAUCAGUAUUUAAUAGUUUAUGCAUUUUACAGUUUAAGUGGAAAAAAACAGCUUUCUUAGGAGGGCGUGUGUAAUAUUUUGGAUUUUGUUGAUGUUUCAGAAACUGGUAAGAUUUGUUUUGAAUCCAACUUCUCCCCUGGCUGGAAACUUGUCAUUGUUGGAUGGUCCACACUUCUACCUGUGUGUGUGUGUGUGUGUGUGUGUGUGUGUGUGUGUGUUUUAAAACUAUUUAUCUAAGAACGUGACAGCUGAAAGUACAGCAAGGAGGGAAAAGACAGUAUUAUCAAAUGUCAAAUCGAUUGAUUACUGAGUUUUUUUUGUUUUGUUUUGUUUUUUUCCACUGUAGACUACAAUAUACAGUAUUUCCAUAGAAGGUCAUGGACCGCUAUCAAGGCAAGCCCAAAGUUGGUUGGAACGUUUACGUGAGCAAGCAUGGAUGGUUACUGACAUUAGUUUUAUUCCUAUGCCUAUUCAACGUCUGCUUUUUUUUGUUGUAAAUAUAGAACACUAUUUUAUUGCCUUUUAACGAUGGGAGUGCCAGUUUGACUUUAUACCACAGCCAGCAAUGCAAGAAGUAGUAUUUGCAGAAAAGACACCCCUCACAUUUUUAUUGCAGUAUCGCUUCUUUAUACAAAAGAAAUACAACUUGGAUAUCAUUUAGGGUAGUCAGUGUACAGCUGUGGAUAACACUAACAGUGUAUAGCAGUACAGAUGUACUGUAUGAUCCACCGAAAAUCACUCGACGCAUUGUUGUCUAAAUUGGGGGUGGGUGAUACUGCAAAUUUUGGUAUCAAUCAGUGAUACCAAGUAAAUACAGGGCCGGCAGUGCCGAUACUUACAAUUUUUCAAGAUCGCUGAAUAGUUUUGUGAUUUUUGCCUUUAAUUUGUUGAUCGUGAUUAUAAAAUACAGGACUUGAUAUUAGGCAAAUGUUUUUUUUUAUCAACAAACCGAUGUGUAAACAUGUAAUAAUACAAUUAUUCCCUUUUUAUUACAUACAAUUGUUUGAGCAAAAUAAUAUCAAUAGUGCAAACUAAGACAAAAACCAAACUACUAUUCGCUUUCAUGCUUGUGCCCACUAAGCCCCCCAUUUAUUGUUUUUAAACAAUAUAAAAAUAACAAUGAUGUAAUAUGAACAACAAAAACAAACAUUUUAGUUAGAAAAUAUUUGUGAAAAUAAACAGAAGAGAACUGAAAAUUGUAAAUGUCGUCACUCUAUUAUGGAUCUGAUACCGAGCCUGCCCAUGGUAGUGACUAUCCCUAUGUGGAUCGACCCGUCCCCACCUAAUAGCUGGCAACACAAGUCAGUAUCAAAAUAAUUGUCUUGGCUACAACAUGUUAUAGAGAUGGAUGUUUUCCAUCACAAUGACCCCAAAUACACCUCCAAGAUGACCACUACCGUUCUGUGGAAGCUGAAGGUGAUGGAGGAGCCAAGUAUGUCUCCAGACCUGAAUUCCAUGUUCAAGAGCAGAGGCACUGCUUGGGGCCACGGCUGAGUUGGGUGCCCCGAGGGCUGACACACUUGUGCAGCAGUGGUGCUAUGCGAAGGGCCCCCAAGAGGCCGUGCGAUUUUGGUCACGGUUUGACAUUUCCUGCAAAGUGUACUCAUUUGUGUUGCCAGCUGUUUAGACAAUAAUGAUUGCAGUUACUGUAUUUCUUUGACAGUAAAUCUAUACUGCUAUGCAAGCUGUACGCUGACCAAGUGCCGUCCGUUUCAUUUCUAGAGUAUUUUUCCUUGACAAGAUAAAAUGGUUGCUGAAAUGAGUGGUGUACAGUAGAUCCCCGCUUUUCACUCGCGAAUGGUGAAAAAUCGCGAGUAAUAAUAUGCCUAUAAAAAAGGUCUAUUUUUGACACACGGCACGCUCUCACCCCUCCAAAUCCUGCUUCUAAUUUCAGAUCAACAUUUGCAUUCAACGCGAUUCAGCUCCAGACCCCUCAUCUCUCAGUUGCCAUUGUUCACAAUCCAAGUUUAAGCCCUAAAUAUGCCUCACACACGUAUUCAACACAAACAUUCAAGGAGAAAAUGGAUGAUAAUGUAAGAUGAUCCAUGAACAGAUGGAAUCCGACCACAGUGUAGCUUUUAGCCUCGUCCUCAGACUAGUGCUAGAUCAGAAGUCUCCAACCUUUUUUCUUUUUUUUUUUUUUUUGCCAGAAAGCUCCUCUUACAAAAUAAAAAUGGCCGACCUACUCAUUUUCGCCAAACAAAGUGAAAAUGCUUGUUUUGCCAGACACCAUCCAUCCAUCCAUCUUCUAUGCCGCUUUUCCUCACAAGGGUUGCGGGGUAUGCUGGAGCCUAUCCCAGCUGACUGGGGGCAAGAGGCAUGGUACACCCUAGUAGGCGCUAUCAGCAGUAAUCACGUAUUUAUUAAAUUAUUACCGAUUUUGGGUGAAUGAGAUGUUUUUUUCUGCAGAAAAAAAUGACGUAAUUAUAGCGAACCAUUAUUUGCGGGGCCGUGAAAGCUGAAUCGUGACUGUGCGGGGAUACACUGCACUCACUGAUGUGAAUACUGCGUGUAUCAACACAGAGGGGCCUUCGGUGAACAGACCACAUUGGAUUAAGCUAGUCACUUUUUAAAUGACCUGGUCAACAAGUAUGACUUGUGUAGGAAUGACCUUUUUCGGCUGUGAGAUGAGAAGUGCCGUUUAUUCUCUCGGCAAAUUGUAGCAGAAAGAACAGAACUCGUCAAUAUGUUCAAAAUUGGUAAUGGAGCCAUUUAUUGAAAAGGAGACUUUAUAUUUCCUGUGAAGUUAAGCGGACAGUUUACAAAUUUUACCCGAUGAUAAUAAAUGACAACCUCUUUUAAAGCUUUCCAAACAAUCGGUCAGUGUUUGAAAACGAAACCUAUCCUUGAUGAUAUCAAACCACGGUGAGCAGACGUACUUGAGGUUCAUCUUUUUCAUGUUCGGGAACAAAGAAUCCAACACAUUUUUGUCGUGAUUGUGGAAGAAAAGGUCAAAAGUCAGAUCGCCUGGUACGUGGUGUUUGUUGGCUUCUAAUUUUGAACAAAUCACCUGUGAACUGUUAGGAAUGAUUGCUUAUUAAAUCGAAGCUUGAUCCUUAGUGUUGUCGGAUUUAAGGUGAUUGAGCAUGGACAUGCAGGCCGAAGAGGAAUUGUCAAGUUUAUUCGUUUAUUUUUGGGGGGGUUUCUGGGUGAGAGGGGUUGGUUUGUAGGUUUUUGUACCUAGUAACAGAGGUGUGGACCUGGCAGUCUCAUCAAAGACUUAGGACUCGACUUGGACUUUGACAUCAGUGAUUCAGACUUUACACUGAUGACUUGAAAACACUUGAGAUUUUCAGUGUGUGUGUGUUGAGUAAAACGUGUCCUUGUUCAUCGUAUUCAACUAACGCGAGCGUUGUAUCCUUUCGUACUCGUCAAACUGAAUAGAUUGUUACAUUGUUGGCAUUUUAUUUGGUGAACACUGACAGUGCUUCGGACUUAACUCGACCCGGCUUGUCUUGACUUAAGACUUGAUUGGACUGGCACAUGUUGACUUGUGACUUGGUAAUAAAGACUUAAAAAACACAGACUUUCCCUCACCUCUGCCUGUCUACAAUAUUGGUCUGACACAAUUACCCCCCCCAAUGCAGGCUUAGCCCAAGAACUUGUUUCUUGUCUGACCUGAAAGCACUAGUUUCUUUUGUCAUCCAGCCUCACACUAUCAAAAAACAGAAGGUUUACCACCUAACAAACAUAAGAACAGUCCAGAUGUUUUAUGGUAGCUUUAUUGUAACAGAGAGAGAGAAUGUAAAAAAAAAAAUAAUAAAAGUUAUAAAAUAUUUUUUCUUUAAUUGAGGGAAAUAAGUUUUUAAUCCCAAAGCGAGCACAAAGGUCAGAUGUUUCUCCUACUUGGUUACCACGGUUGCACACAUCUCAGGAGGGAUUUUGGUCGGAGAACCAUCCUCAAAUCAGAAUGUUUGCACCUCCAGUAGGGAUGCUGCUGUUCAGCAUUUGUGUGUCUCCAAAUGCAUCCAGUGGAGUUGAUGUCAAAGAGCUGAAUUUUGGUCACAUCUGACCGCAUCGCGAUCGUCUGAAUCAAUCAGGUGUUCGUUGUUAAGAUGUAGAUGGGCCUGUCUUCUUCAGGAGGGAACCUUGCGGGAUCGCAGUCCAUUACAGGAAAGUGUGUUACUACUGCUUUUCUUGCUGGCGGUGCUCCCAGCUCCCUUGGCAUCAUUAAGGUUGAUGAUGAGAUUAAUGAGACAAUUCUGGGCCAAUCAUCCUGACACCGUACCUUCAUGGUAGUCUUGGAGCCCAUUCCGGUCUUGUCAUUGUGGUGCUUUGACAGCUCUGGUCUUGCCCAUGGUGGUGGGGAGGUUUCAUUGGAAGAGAUUGUUUUGUUUUUUUUAAAGGAACAGGACUAAUGUGUGUGCUUAAUAGACACGUAACCAAUCUGUUGCGGUCAAAUGCUUGCUGGUUGAUAGGGGAUCAGAUACUUCUUUAGGCUUCUUUUUCUGGAUUUUUUUCCACAUGAAAGCUACUAUAAACAUUUCUGGACUGCUCAUAUCCUUUGUAAGGGCCAAGGUUACCAAAUCAGCAGGAGAUGAAAUACUUCCUGUCCGAACUGUAUUUGUGUCAAGGUGAGGACUUUGUUGGAAGUCGGCUCUCGGGAGCGCUCGCAGCAAAUGAUUGGAUGUUCCCCAGGUUGCAUUGCGUCAUUCAAGAGAAAUGCUGCGAUGUGGAAUGCACUCUGAUGUCGGAGAUUGAAUUCGUUUAGCCUAUUUUUAUUUCUAAUGUUGCAUGUGGAUGACUGAGCUUGUUUGUCCAUUGUAGGUUUGAGUUAAACAACAUUUUUUUUGUUAGAAUGAUAGUGACAUUUUAUGAAAACAAAACACUAAAAAAAAAAAAAAAAAAUAGGGUAAAUCAUGCAUGUGCUGUCAUAUGUCCUUCUCUAGUGGCCGUAAACAAGUGUGCCUGAAAUACUUUGCAAGACUUUCCCACUUUAAUGCUUCCUCCUCGAGAUGCGAUGUGUGAUGAAAGAUGAAAAUAUACUGUGAAGGAAUACUUUUUUUUUUCUUUUUUAAUGGCUGCAGACAUCUUACUGACAACCAAACUAUGGCAUUAGCAUUGUAUGCGUCAUGAAAUGUCUCAUGAUUGUGAGUCACAGUUGUUUAGUAACUGUGUCAUGUAGGUUUUUUUUAACAAUUGAUAAGGAAAAUACAUGAAAAAACAAAGCAAUUUGGAGAAGUGAAUUUUCUUUUUUCUUUUUCUUUUUUUUUUCUUUUUACUAUUUUGUGUAGUAAAAUUUUGGAAGAUGUUGUGAAUGCAAAUGAAUGUAUAUCUUUGUACAGACCGUUGAAUCAAAGGACUUGUUAGUUAGUUAUGAUAGACACAUGCAAGAAAAAAAUAAUCUUUUUAUUAAAAAAAACAUUUUGUAUUAGAUCAUUAACAAUGGUAAGUUUUGUAUAUAUGAAGGCUAGGCUUUCUGAUUAGCAGAAAGUUAAAACAUUCCUACAUUUUUUUAAAUGUAUGUUCAUGGAGAGUAACUAUGUAAACAUGCACAAUGUUUUAUGUGCCUUUUAUUUGGGUUUGUCUAAAUAAAAGAAAACAG
Molecule: messenger RNA, 9034 nt
Organism: Dunckerocampus dactyliophorus (ringed pipefish)
Lineage: Eukaryota; Metazoa; Chordata; Actinopteri; Syngnathiformes; Syngnathidae
Product: vascular endothelial zinc finger 1-like
Exons: 7
Coding region: 98-1579 (493 amino acids)
Biological process (GO): regulation of transcription by RNA polymerase II
Molecular function (GO): DNA-binding transcription factor activity; RNA polymerase II cis-regulatory region sequence-specific DNA binding
Source: RefSeq, a predicted model, not a curated record